This is a messenger RNA of Anolis carolinensis (green anole), 760 nucleotides long. RefSeq lists its product as uncharacterized. Lineage: Eukaryota; Metazoa; Chordata; Lepidosauria; Squamata; Anolidae. The transcript has 3 exons. The record is from RefSeq and is a predicted model, not a curated record. Bases 18 to 743 code for a protein of 241 amino acids.
ACGUCUGGAGCCCCACCAUGACCGUCCUGGGGGGCUGGGUGGUGCGCCUAUUGCUGCCCCUCUGGGCCCUGGUCCUGCCCUGCGGCCCCCCCGGGACCACGGAGGGAUGGCGGGCCGCCACCAGCCUGCCCCCCCGGGCACCACCACAGGGCCUGAGUGGGCACUGGGCCCUCGGGGCCUCCCUCCUGGGCCUGGCCCUGGCCCUCUCCCUCACCCUCCGCUCCUGGGCCACCACCACGGGGCAGCCGGCCACGGGGGUCACCCCACGGGGAAAGACUGAGCCAUCCGCAUUGAGCCAGGACAGGUCAAGAGUGACCGGCCACAAGGAGGAAGCAGCAUUACCACCCCUGGCCACGAGAGGGCGGGCUUGCCUUGUUCUGCGGCUGCAAACACAGAAACAGCUUGUGGCGACGCUGCGUCUCCCGGCUUCCCAUCCUCCUCCUCGUCCCUCCCUCCGGAUAAGGUUUCGGUCCCACCUGUUCCGCUCCGUCAAGGCAGAGGCCCAGCUGCUUCCAGCCGCGAGACCCAGGAAUGCGACCCCCGGAAUUCCCCCACGGCUUCGCCUCUUAGGAGCAACACCCGAGGCAUUAAAACCGUCCUGGGAUUCACUUGGCAUUUGCAUGCCAUCACCCCAAAAAACAACAACACAAUUGGGAAGCCCUGGAGAGUAUUUUGCAAAUCAGAAUAAUGUCUCAAAGAGAAAAAGGAGAGUUGCAUCGUCUCCAAAGCGGGACACAGAAUAAACCCGUUUUCCUCUGUA